Ophidiomyces ophidiicola is the source of this 1641-nucleotide messenger RNA. RefSeq lists its product as uncharacterized. NCBI's taxonomy places the organism in Eukaryota, Fungi, Ascomycota, Eurotiomycetes, Onygenales, Onygenaceae. The record is from RefSeq and is a predicted model, not a curated record. Bases 1 to 1641 code for a protein of 546 amino acids. Gene Ontology annotation, biological process: double-strand break repair. Gene Ontology annotation, cellular component: nucleus; site of double-strand break. The transcript has a single exon.
AUGACCACGACAAGGACACGGUCAACGACACGGUCAACGACACGACACACGGGGAACUGGCGUCCUGACCUUCGUGUGACUGGUGUGAUCAUGAGCACUGUACCGUCGUUCCGGUCGUCGUCCUCUUUCUCCGCCGGUCAAACCUCAAACACAGCGCCUGUCAUCAAGUAUCGCUGUCUGUAUACCUACGACGUGAAGCGCAAAGCAAAGCGAUGGCAGGAUGGAUUUGUCUCUUUUCAUACAUUUAAUCGGCGGCUCAUGACCUAUGGCAACGCUGGGGACUUUGUUGGAGAUCUACAUCUGCGAGAAGGCCAUACAAUCCGCGACGGAGACCAGCUGGAGCUCGAGCGGGGUAUUCUUGUUGACGUUGGAGAAUGUUUGGAGACUUCAGAGAGCGAUUUAACGGAGUUGCUUGACAAGAGGCGGCCGAAUCCUACGUCAUCGGCUUUCCAAGUGCUAGGCCGGUCUGCUGGUACUGGCACUGGUGCUGGAGUCGGGGCUCCUUCCAAAACAAAAUCGUUGAAAGAACUCUUGGGGAAUCAUCGGACUCCCACAGGCAGAGCUGCACUACCAGCAAAAUCUCCGUUCGAAUUGUGUAAUGAAAAUGCCGACGCUACACACAGGCAGGUUGCAGAACUGCCCAAUAAAAGAAGAAAGGUGUCAGGGGUCCGCGGCGAGCUGGAGAAUCGUGAUCCCUUUGCUCCCGACUCUGAACAAAAGGCUGAUAAUCAAGCUCGUCAAGGAGCUGGCAGUAAUCGUAGCAGCAAGGUCAAUAACGCCUUGCUGGAUGAAUCUUCGUUAAGUUUUCAGCCAGCGAGUGCUCUGAAAAUAUCAUCGUCGUCCCGAGCAGAGCGCGAUCGCAAAGGCUCCAAAAAAUCCCAGCCAAGCAAUCAAAAAUCUAUCGCAACUAUGCUCCAUGGACAGAAAGCAAUUACAGCAUAUCCAUUAUCUAUAGAAAACCCGCGGAAUAAGCUCAUGUGUUUAGAAUCAAAGAGGCGUCCCGUUGAGAGGAAGCAGACAAUUAAAAACGAAAAUAUUAACGAUGCUGAUCCUUCUGUUGACUGUCCAAAUGAGAAUUUCCCCGUAAAAACCCGCCAAAAAUCAGACUUGCCGAUAUCGCAAAGCGGAAAAAGAUCCGCUCUAUCUUCAGUGAGCGGUAACUACUCCCUAGACUUUGUUCCAUCUACCUCUACGAUGCGUGUGCUUGAAGAAUCCAUCUGCGAGUCUGAUAUACCUCCAAGCACCCAGAGGACAAAACCAAUAUCUGAUUUUUUCAAGCCUAGCCAAUCGCAGGCUCUGGUAACACCCGGCGAACAAGACCGCAUUGGACCGCCGGAACGACUCAAGCAAAUUUCGCGAAGCCUUUCAGACUCGACAUCAUUAGCCCACAACAAAUCAAUGGACUCUACAGGCGUUAUCCCUCGCCAAAAGGAAUGCCUCCAAAAGUCUCUGUCAGACACCUCUUCGCUGAGAAAUAGACUGAACGGGCCAUGUAGUUCUAUACAGACACGAUUAAUGACUACUAAUGAUUACCUUCCACUGGAUGGUGGGACAGAAGAUGAAGAACAGGGACCUUGGACAAGUGAAGCCCUAGAUUUGUUUGAUUGGUGGCCACCGGGCCGGCCUAAACCCAUCGCCUAG